AUGUCGGAAUUGAACCAUUUAUGGAAAAAACUAUCCUGUUCCCAAAGUUCUUCUCUUCUAAAAAUACAUCUCAAUACGGAAAAAUUAGAAAAUCUGAAAUCCAAAAGGACUAAAUAUGGAGGAACAAUAAACGAUUGUAUCCGAGUAGGUUGCAAAUAUCCCAAUAUUUCUAUUGGAAUCUAUGCAUGUGACCAAAAUGCCUACACAACAUUUGCCGAAAUUUUCGAACCGAUUAUCAAAGCAUACCAUAAUAUGACUGCUUUUACCCACCCAUCAGCAGAUUACGGAGAUCCGAAUCUUCUUAAUUUAUUCGCUUUAGAAUCUACAAAAGAUAAAGUAAUUUCUUCUAAUAUUAAUGUCAGUCGAAAUUUCGAUGGCUACCGUUACCAUCCAAUUCUUACCAAAGGUGAUCGUUUAGAGAUUGAGAAAUUAGCCGUGGAAGCUUUAACUAACCUAGAAGGAGAUCUUAUGGGGCGCUAUUUUUCGUAUGUUGGUAUUUCACCGGAAGAUCGCAAACAUCUUAUCAACGAGAACAUAUAUUUCGACAAUUCCAAUAGACUAAAAAAGGCAGCGGGUUGUUACGAUGAUUGGCCAGCUGGUAGAGGUGUUUACUAUAACUUGGAUAAAAAUUUGGUAUGCUGGGUAAACGAAGAAGAUCAUCUACGUAUAUUCUGCUCCGAGAAAGGACCUCGGUUAGCUGAUGCUUACAAGAAGUUGGUUCGGAUGAUGCAGUCCCUUGAGAAAAAAGUUAUGUUUGCUCAAGGUACAUUCGGUUAUUUAAACUUUUGCUGCAGUAAUUUAGGAAUUGCUAUGACCAUAAGCUUAAUUGUUAAACUUCCACGUCCAAAUUUAAAACCGGAUUCUUUAGAAAUCUGUAAAAAAUAUUGCCUCGAAUGCAAACCCAUUCAAAAUAUGUCUUCGUAUUGGAUUUGUGAGAUAAUAAAUAAGCGGGUUAUUGGAACAACGGAAUUCGAAACAGUUAAUUCUGUUGCAAUGGGAACGGUGCGAAUAUUAAAUAUUGAAGAUGACAAUAAAUAA
Molecule: messenger RNA, 1038 nt
Organism: Octopus sinensis (East Asian common octopus)
Lineage: Eukaryota; Metazoa; Mollusca; Cephalopoda; Octopoda; Octopodidae
Product: arginine kinase Oct f 2-like
Exons: 1
Coding region: 1-1038 (345 amino acids)
Biological process (GO): phosphocreatine biosynthetic process
Molecular function (GO): creatine kinase activity
Source: RefSeq, a predicted model, not a curated record